AUGGAGGCCAGAACAAGCCCUUCCAGAAAGAGGCAACGCGCUCCGCCCCGUAAGAAGGCCUGCAGUAACUGCACGAGAUCCAAAGUCCGCUGCGAUUUCGAGAGACCGGCCUGUUCACGAUGUCGUUCACGAGGUCAGAACUGCGAGUAUCUUGUCAACGUGGGAGUGAACGCGCCAGUCCAUUUUCCUUUCAGUGCAAUCACGAGCGCUCAGAACCAGCCACAAACAAGACCGGAGCAGCACAAAGAGACUAAGACUGAGCUUGACCUGCGAGUAGUCUACUUGGCACCUAGUGCUAAUGCCGGGGAUAUUCGGGACCGCUGGCUGAGGCCUUACAUCCUACCUCUUACAGAAGGUGAAGAGAUCCCCAAGGCAUAUCAUCCAUUCACUCUGCAGUACAUCGCACGGAUAUUAUGUACUUAUCCUCGUCGUAUGCUCAAAGAUGGUGGUCUUCCGCCUAUCAUCCACAGCGUGCAGAUAGCAGGAAAGGAAAUGCCACGUGCACUCGCAAACUGCUAUAGCUUGGUGCGGAUGUGGGAGCAGGCGGUGCCAGGGAGCGAGGCAAUGGCGGUCAGUAUAGUAGAAAACGAGAUGCGACGGUUGGCUGAAGAGCCCCCGAGUCAUCAUGACUACGAACAUCUCGCGACAUUCCAGGCAUAUCUGAUCUACUCGAUUAUGAUGUACUUCACUCCCAUCGGUGGUCCCUCCGUCGUGAAUGACCAGGUUAUGAUGACUCUCAUGGAAUUGGCAUUCCGUACUGCACGGAAUGGUCUCUUCUGCACCGCUGAACUCUCUCGAUCACGACCGAAUUGGGAAUCCUGGAUCAUGGCGUCUACAAAACGUCGAGCUAUUCUGGUUAUGUACCUCUUCAGCAGUGUGUAUAAUGCUGAUCAUUAUCUACCAAAUUUCGUUGCUGAAGAGCUACGAGAGGUCUAUGCACCGGAAAGCAGAUCAUUAUGGGAUGCCAUUGAUCGUGAAGCAUGGACCAAAGAGUAUGACCGUCACUUGCUUGAUUGGGAGGAUGGAAUGCUGGAGAUUUCGGAGUUGUGGAGAUCAGUAGAGACAUCUUCUCCCCAGCGGCGAAAGAGGAUAGAGCGCUGGGUACAGACAGUAGACGAAUUCGGGAUGAUGAUAUUCGCCGUUUGUGCUCAUAUCCACGGAUGUUGA
Messenger RNA from Aspergillus glaucus CBS 516.65, 1167 nucleotides. RefSeq names its product Zn(II)2Cys6 transcription factor domain-containing protein. Bases 1 to 1167 code for a protein of 388 amino acids. Gene Ontology annotation, molecular function: zinc ion binding; DNA-binding transcription factor activity, RNA polymerase II-specific. Gene Ontology annotation, biological process: regulation of DNA-templated transcription. The transcript has 3 exons. The record is from RefSeq and is a predicted model, not a curated record. NCBI's taxonomy places the organism in Eukaryota, Fungi, Ascomycota, Eurotiomycetes, Eurotiales, Aspergillaceae.